AGUUUUGCCCUUUGACUUCCGGUAAGGGUUAGUGCGCCGCAACGACAGUGUCCGCCUGACAGCUCGUUUUGCGUUUGUUUUUUUUUUUUUUUUUUUGCGCGUGUCGUUUAGAAGAUCACAGUUGUGUUUGUUUUGGUUCGCCCCCCCGUUGGUAGCGCCAAUGUUUUCUUGCUUGAUAUUUGGUGUCGAGGGCAAAAGUGACAAUGAAUCCCGUCAAGCGCGAGCACAACGUACGAGAUGAGCUUUGAGGCGGGCGGCCCUCCCCUGAAGGACACCUUCAAGAUGAUGAGCGACAUGAUCCUGCUGUGCACCACUUUGGCGCUUUCCCUCUUCUUCUGGAUGCUUUCCCUCACACUCAGCAUAUAUUCCGGGUCGUUGCAGCCCGUGUCGCCAUGGCGAUGGCUCUUCUCCAUCUUGGUCCCGGUGGUGCUCACCAUCCGAGCCCUGAAGAGACGUAGUCUGGAUGCAUCGGGGGCGCUAGGAGCACUUUUUGUGGGCUUCGUGCUGACCAUGGCCAACUUGAGUUUCUUCUCGUCGCUGCUGGCCUUCUUCAUCACCUCGUCCAAACUGACGCGCUGGGGCGCCGCGCAGAAGAAAAAGAUGGACGCCGACUUCAAGGAAGGGGGCCAGCGAAACUGGGUGCAGGUGUUUUGCAACGGCGGCGUUCCCACGCAGCUGGCGCUGCUCUACAUGAUUGAGGUGGGCCCCGGCGAGAUGGCCAUCGACUUUGGCCGGCAGUACACGGCGUCGUGGAUGUGCCUGUCGCUGCUGGGGGCGCUGGCGUGCAGCGCGGGUGACACCUGGGCCUCCGAGGUGGGGCCCGUCCUCAGCCCGUCGCAGCCCAGGCUCAUCACCACCUGGCAGGAGGUCCCUAAAGGAACCAACGGCGGCGUGACUCACGUGGGCCUGGCGGCCAGCUUCCUGGGCGGUCUGGCAGUGGGCGGGGCGUACUUGGCCUCACAGGUGCUGUUCGUGAACGAGCUUCAGGAGUGCGCCCCCCAGUGGCCGCUGGUGCUGUACGGGGGCGCGGCCGGCCUGCUGGGCUCCCUCCUGGACUCCCUCCUGGGAGCCAGCGUGCAGUACUCUGGUACAGAAGCGCGCCAUCGGUCCGGUCCGCACGAACGAAAAGGUGUCACGGGUUGUGUUGGUGUGUCGGCAGGUUUUGAUGCCAGCAUCGGGAAGGUGGUGAGCUACGAGUCGCCCACGACGCACUGGAUCAGCGGCAGACCCAUCCUGGACAACAAUGCCGUCAACCUCUUUUCGUCCGUCCUGGUGGCGCUCGUGCUGCCCGGGAUGGCCUGGGGCUUGUGGCCGCACUAGGGAGACAUUUUGUUGACAAUGACAAACAAAUGAAGACCAAAAAAAUAUAUACAUAUAAAUACACUUCUCCAGUCGAGGAGGCGACAGGAGAAACAGAACUAUUCUAUUUCCGAAUUCAUUUGUGCAGUUUUGUGUAUAGAAAUCAAGCACCAAAGCACAGAUGGGAUUACGACGACAAAACAUUGAGAAAACAAUCAUGUCUUGAGGUACAAGUUUAAUUUGCUCCGUGACCAUCCUCGCACAAGUCAACUUAACUCACAGAAAUCAAUGGAAUGCCAUGAAUCUGUUACAGGAAAACACACACACAACCACAUUGUAUUCAUUCUUUUUUUUUAAGGAAAAUGGCACUCUACAAUACUGCAUUGGAUUUCUAAAAACAUUAUGAAAUAAAAUGUAAAAAGUAAAGAA
This is a messenger RNA of Hippocampus zosterae (dwarf seahorse), 1728 nucleotides long. It is a transcript of the gene tmem19, whose product is annotated as transmembrane protein 19. NCBI's taxonomy places the organism in Eukaryota, Metazoa, Chordata, Actinopteri, Syngnathiformes, Syngnathidae. The record is from RefSeq and is a predicted model, not a curated record. The coding region runs from base 238 to 1320 and encodes 360 amino acids. The transcript has 7 exons. Gene Ontology annotation, cellular component: membrane.